AUUCUCAGCUGCAGCUGUCUGACGGUCACACGGAGGGCUGACCGAAAAGUUUCCUCCUUCUCUUUUUCUCCUCCGGACUCCUGGGCCUCCUCUCCCUCCCUAACAUGCCGGGGGACUGACGGAGGGAUGAAGGAUGGCGUCGGCCGUGUUUGAAGGCACGUCUCUGGUCAACAUGUUCGUCCGGGACUGCUGGGUUAACGGGAUCCGGAGACUCAUCAUCAGCCAGCGAGGGGAGGAAGAGGAGUUCUUCGAGAUCAGAACCGAGUGGUCCGACAGGAACAUUUUAUACCUCCACAGGAGUUACUCAGAUCUGGGACGGCUGUUUAAAAAGCUGCUGGACUCUUUCCCUGAGGACAGAAGGGACCUGUCCAAAUGUCCUCUGAUAGAAGGUUUGGUAAAAAUCAAAGAGGCACACGACACGGAGGAGAAGCUGAACGAGGUGGAGGGACUACUAAAGAAUGCCAUCAACAUGCCGUGCAAGUAUUCCCGGUCAGAGGUGAUGUUGACUUUCUUUGAGCGCUCGCCGCUCGAUCAGGUGCUCAGGAAUGACAAGGUCCACAGAAUCCAGCCCUGCUUUCAGAAUCCGAUCAAAAUAUCAGAAAUCAUGCGGUCAAAUGGAUUCUGUUUGGCGAACACAGAGACGAUAGUCUUUGAUCACAGUAUCCCUGAAGAAAAAGAGAGACCUUCAUCUACGGACUCUGUAGAACAUACGUAUGAGGAUGAAACAGAGUUCUUACCAAUGGAAACAGAAGUAUGUGAUGAAGAAACAGAGGCGUAUGUCACCAACCUGUCCUACUACCACUUGGUCCCAUUUGAAACGGACAUCUUGGAAUGACGCUGACUGAUAGCAGUUUGAUAAACCAAACUAUGCAAUUCUAGCUGCUCCAGUUCAGUGCUGCUGCUGCAGCAAAAGUAUCGCUUUAGUUUCUUAUGGACCAAAACUUUGGCAAAAAACAGCAUCACCACUUUAACCAUCACCAGUGUGCCUCAUCUGAAGCCUUACGUCUAUUGUUUGACUGACUUGGCAGCAAUCUUGAUUCAUUUUAACCAUGUCAUUUGUUCCUGUAUCAGCUUCUGAUACCAUUGGCCUGGUUUGUUGGGUAGCCUAUGGUCCUCUGAUAUAAAUAUCUUCUCAAAGUGUUAACUACCGUACAAACCUCUGUGAAAGCCUACGAUGAAGCUUCACCUGUGACCAUUGUUAAUGGUUCUCUCUUCACCAGCUUUCAGUUUCAGACUGUGUUCCAUCCCUGCUGGAAAGACCAGCGUAGACCAGCAUAGCUGGUUAGCUGCUUUGGUGCUCGUUGAGAUGGUGGAUCAGCAUCCAAUCACCAGCUUCACAUGCUGGACCAGCAUAACAGCACCAAAACACAUCAUAUGCUGGUCUAUGCUACACCAAGAAGUCAGAGUCAGAAAAAUUGUGGGUCUGUCCAAAUCCAGGUAAAGUAUUCUUGUGAGGACUCGUUCUACCAGGUCUUUUCUCAACUGCUACGACCGGGAAUGAGUGGCUGUGAAUUGGGAAGGUCUAGCUUUCAUAUUUAUUCCUGUGCCUUCCUCAGCGUAUGUCGUGUUCCUGGCAACCGUUCCCGCUUUUCCCGUGAUUAUAACCAGAAAGAAAAUCUUGUUCAGUUGCAAUAAAUCCUGGGAUAGCCUUUACUAUCUCCAUACUCCAGACCUGUCAUUGAAAUUCAGUGAAAAUGAAGAAGGAUUGGAGGACACGUUUGGAGUGUCCUUGGAAUUUGUUGGGCCUUGUUGCUUCGGUGCGACGUAAUUUGCCUUAAAAUGUGUACUCGGUUGGAUGCAGCCCCUGGAUUUGGACAUGCCCUCUGUUGCUGUAAUGCUGCCUGAGAUGAUUGUUCUCUACAAGAGCCAACUGAGGGUGAAUCAAAAAGCUUCAGAUAACUUUAGUCAUCUUAUCGGUAUUGGUUCUUUACCACUGACAUUUAUUUUCCUUCACCUUUUUUUAGUUGUGAUAUUACGUCCGUGAUAGGAUAUUUUAAAAGUUGAGGCACAAGACUGCAACAAGUAUGGAAUUAGGCAUGCACCGAUAUGAAGUAUUUUGGCUGAUAUCGAUAUCCAAUAAUAAUGUCACUGUUAAGGCUGAUUACCAAUUUUUGCCGAUAUCGAUUUAUGCUUCUGAAAUAAGCAAAUUUUGUACAGACUAAAAUGAUGCAAGUUGAAUUUUUGAAUGCUUUUCUAUUUUUCUAUAAAGUGGAAUUUCCAAUAUGUUAUUUACACACACACCACACACAUUUAUGCUUCUGAGAUGAUUACCAUCACCAUCAUAGGACUAAACAACUACACAUCACCCCCCUCACCAUCUGAAACAGACAAACAAAUGGAGACAAGAUGGGAAAAAUAUCGGCUGUUAAUAUCAGCCCAGUUUUUCUUAUAGGACAGAUACCGAUAUGUUCAAAAAUUGGCCGAUAUCAAUGCCGAUAUUGUGCAUCCCUAAUGGAAAUUACAGAUCAUGUAUUUGUUCUGAUGCCAGUGUGAUGUUUUGAAUCUAAAGCUCUUGCUAUAAUGUUUUAAUGGUGUUUUAGUGUUUCCUGGGCUAUAGAAAUGACAUAUUAAAACUAACAAAGCAUAUUUACAAUUUUCUUUCCCAUAUUUCAACAGAAUACUGCUUAGAUGUUCUUAUUUACACAACAUCUUAUUUUAUUUUUUGUAUUAAAUCAUAAUUGUUAAUUAUCAUUUUCUAAACCACUAAGUUAAUAGAAAGAGGCAGAGACUGAGGUUUGGCCACUUUGUGGGACAGAAAUCAACUUUCCUGCUGUUGUUGCCAUCUGAUGAGUGAUGAAAUGAGGUAAAGAGAGCUUUGUUAAAAGGCUCCUCUGAGGUCAUUUCUGUCCCGACGAGUGAAACCAGUCAGCCUCAGAGAGAGUGGGAGUUUGCUUCUUGGCCUGGAAUAAGCAGAACAAAAAUGUCUUUAUCUAAAUCUGACAAACAACUUUAUUGUAUUUGAAAAGCAAACAAAUUAAUAAUCAAGCCUUUAUAUGUUUUCUGUUGUUAUAGGUAGCAACAUUUAACCGUGAAGCGUCUUUCUGAACUAAAAGGGUAUAAAUCGAAAUUAGCUUUGGGGUAUUAAUCAUUGUUUUGAGGGUUUUAUCCUCUCUAUGAGACCCCGUGGUUGAAGAAUAAAGGCCUUUAAAUACAACAGCAUGAACCACCGAGGAACUUGGCACAAACACCCAGAGUGGGGUUAGUAACAGUGUCUCUCGUCAUCCCGUGUGAAAGUAAAGCUCUUGCAAGGGGAACACAACAGAUUCAUGCUGUUUUAUUUUUUCUUUCACUCAUAAAGAUAUUGAUCGUUAGAUUGAGCACAAAUAAAUCCAACAGUUCUACUGAUAAUAAGCUCAAACUUAUUUUUAAAUGUUUUUCAAUUACGUUUAUUUUGCCAAUAAUUGCUUGAGUUAAUAAAAAAGGUUCAACGUCUAUAAAAACUAAACUCCUUUAAAAACUGUGACCUAUUCUAGACUGUUUUUGAUGGCCAUGGUAUAAAAGUUGUUACAUUACUUGUGUGUUAUGGCUGCUGUGAUAAAGCAGGAUUAAAAAUACAGUUUUAAUGAACAUUUAUGCUCAUUGUGCAGUUUGAGGCUUUUCAAGAGUCAUUCAAGCUCAUCAAGAUUUAAAAUGUCGAGAAAAACAAACAAACUUUUGAUUUACUUUGUAAGUUUUUGACACUUUGUGUGCAACUAACAAUUAAAUGUGUUGUGUAUAAUAAGUUUACAUGUUCAUGUCAAAUGAGGAGGAUCCUGUGUAAAUAUGUAAGAGUAGUAUUUUCUAUUAAUGCAGCUCAGUAUCAGAUAAAUGUUAUGGCUUUGAAAGCCUAAAAAUGAAAUAAAUGUGUUUUUAAUAAA
This is a messenger RNA of Nothobranchius furzeri (turquoise killifish), 3857 nucleotides long. RefSeq names its product PX domain containing 1b (gene pxdc1b). Gene Ontology annotation, molecular function: phosphatidylinositol binding. The record is from RefSeq and is a predicted model, not a curated record. Lineage: Eukaryota; Metazoa; Chordata; Actinopteri; Cyprinodontiformes; Nothobranchiidae.